GACCACUCUGCUUUAGUAGUACCCUUAUACUCUGUGUGUUUUCAAACGCAUGGAUAUAGGUGUCAAAUUUGUUCCAAUAACUUUCGAGUGAUAGAUAGAUAGAGAGAGAGAUAGAGACAGACAGACAGAUAGCUCGCUCCGGCCAGUCAUGGUAUUAGCUGUCAGUCGCCAAAGAAUCAACUCAAACCAGCAGUAACGUUCCUUGUCAGAUUUUUCUACUUUCACUUCUGACAGCUAAUACCAUGACAGUGCCAUUUUUUUUUCUCAAUCUUUACAAUUUUAGGGGAUGGGGCCAGUCAAUUACAUCAACUUCAGUACUUUAAUAGUACUUUAUUUUACUGAGCCAAGAAGGUGAAAAGAAAAGUCAACCUCGGUGAGAUCUGAACUCUGGACAUAAACAACCGGAAGAGAUACCGCUAAACAUUUUGUUUGAUGCGCUAAAGAUUCUGCCGACAAUAUCGGAGAGAAAACAGUUCGAAAUACUCUAAACUAGCAGACAGCUAUCCGCCGUAAUGCUUGUGUGUCUUUAACUGGAAGAAUAAUUUGCAACAUCCGCCUCCUACGCACUUUUCGAAAAUUCUCGACUAAUGCACCAGUAUAUACAUUUCAAGUCUGACACAAUAAAGGACAGGUAUUGCAUGUUAACAAAUAGAAAGCAUAAAGAUAGUUAAAUCCAGCGAAAGUUACAUAAGACUGGUUGUUCUGCUGGAAACACGUGGAUGGUACUUGUCUAGCAUUGCGGAAGUGACGUAAAAGCAACAGUGUUAUCAUUAAUCGAGCCGGGCUAAAAUGGCUUCUUCACUGGCAAAGUCGGCCAAGCUGAAUAAACUUAGGAAAUUACACUUGCAUACACCACGGCAGCUGGCUUGCAGACAUGUGUGCAUUACAACUCAACUCAAUCAGUCUGAUGGCCGGCCAACUGAACAUGUUUCUACAUCUCUCUCUCCUGAAUUUUCUUCUUCUACAUCACAGAUCUCCCACUAUCAUAUAUCUCAUACGCACAGAUAUCACAGUCUAGAAAGCAAAACGCUGUCUCCUUUCUUGUCUAAUGCCUACGGAAGUAAAACUUAUCUUUUGAAUAAUGUUAGUUCCUUUCCUGUGCAUUCUCAACUUCGGUUCAUGUCUCAAAGAAAGAACUUUUUCACAGACUUUAUUAAUAACAUCAAACAAGAAAUGACUCAGAACAAAGAGAUGAAGGAAAGCUUGAAAAAAUUCCGAGAAGAGAGAAAUAAAUUAGAACAGUCAGAUGCUAUUCAAAAAGCCAGACAGAAGUUUGAGAAUAUUGAAGCUGAAACUCUAAAAAGUUCAGCUGCUCUCAAGAAAAGACUGGAAGAUGUCAAAGACAAACUAUCUGAGACUAUAGAGGAAGUUCAGAAAACUGAGUUUGCUAAAAAAGGAAAAGAGUUUACAGAAGAAAUUGGUAAAUCUGCCGAGAAAGCGGCUGAAACUUUUUCUAAAGGCCGAGAAAGUAUUGGUCAAACUUCGACCUUCAAGAAUAUUUCAGAAGGAGUUAAGGCUGUCAAGAAAGAAAUUGAGGAGACAACAUUAUCUCGAGCAAGGACAUAUCGAGCACCAGUGACAUUGAGGAAACGUUCAGAAAAGUCUUCAAAGAAAGACCCAAAUGAAAAAGUAGUGGAAGCCAAUGAAGAUGCUACAGGAGUUGUUUUGCACAAAGACUCUCGCUGGUUCCAAAGUUGGCAGAAUUUUAAAGAUAAUAAUCAGUAUGUACAUAAAUUAUUUGAUUUAAAAAUGAAAUACGAUGAAAGUGACAAUGUUGUAGUACGAGCCACUCGUGUAUUCACUGAUAAAGUGGGAAUGGUAUUUGGUAGCAUGUUCUCAAAAACAGAAAUGUCAGAAGUAUUAACAGAAAUCUGUCGUAUAGACCCAACGUUUGAUAAAGAAACAUUCCUGAAGAGCUGUGAACGGGAAAUUAUUCCAAAUAUUCUUGAGGCAAUGAUUCGAGGUGACCUUGAAAUCCUAAAGGACUGGUGUUAUGAGGCUCCAUUCAACACUUUAGCUCAUCCCAUCAGACAGGCCUAUGCUGCUGGUUACAGGUUUGAUUCUCGAGUUCUGGAUAUCAACAACAUAGAUAUUGCUGCUGGGAAGAUGAUGGAACAAGGUCCUGUACUUAUCAUUAGCUUCAACAGCCAACAGAUUAUGGCAGUAAGGAAUGGUCAAGGCAAUAUUGUUGAAGGAAAUCCUGACCAAAUUCUGCGGAUAUUUUAUGUAUGGGCAUUGUGUCGUGACCAGGAAGAACUUGAUCCACGAGCUGCUUGGAAAUUAAUGGACAUUUCUGCUAGUUCUUCUGAGCAGUGGUUAUAACAUAGGACGUUAGUGUUUCUGCUCUGUAAAUUAAUUAAUUACUGCCUCUUGGUAAUCCUACUUCAGAGUCUAUCUAAUGCCAAGUUAGUUAGAAUUCUGUCGAUAGUCACAAGCGUUACUGCCGAAAGAUAAGAAUAAAGUAAAAAACAAACAAACCAAAGAUAAGUAUGGAGUAUAAAUAACAAUAAAAAACAACAGACUGUCUUUUUGGAAAAUUC
Octopus bimaculoides (California two-spot octopus) is the source of this 2540-nucleotide messenger RNA. RefSeq names its product mitochondrial import inner membrane translocase subunit TIM44. Gene Ontology annotation, biological process: protein import into mitochondrial matrix. Gene Ontology annotation, molecular function: protein-folding chaperone binding. Gene Ontology annotation, cellular component: mitochondrial inner membrane. Lineage: Eukaryota; Metazoa; Mollusca; Cephalopoda; Octopoda; Octopodidae. The record is from RefSeq and is a predicted model, not a curated record.